Molecule: messenger RNA, 483 nt
Organism: Prunus armeniaca (apricot)
Lineage: Eukaryota; Viridiplantae; Streptophyta; Magnoliopsida; Rosales; Rosaceae
Source: the annotation of a GenBank genome assembly
AUGGCUCUUACAACAAGUUCAGAGUCUCAUCCAACCUCUACAAAACCAACCCCAACUCCUCCACCAAUCGAAGUCGAGUGUGUGAAAUGCGACUCUUGUGGGUUCACGGAGGAUUGCACCCCUGCAUACAUCUCACGAGUCCGGGAACGUUACCAGGGCCGUUGGAUAUGUGGGCUCUGCGUUGAGGCCGUGAAAGAUGAAGUCUUGAGAUCAGAUAGGCUCAUCUCCACCGAAGAAGCCCUGAACCGCCACAUAAAUUUUUGCAGGAAGUUCAGAUCAUCAAGUCCUCUGCAUAAAGAAACAGAGCACCCCAUCUUUGCCAUGGGUCGGGUUUUCAGGCGGAGCUUGGAUACUCCGAGAGCUCUCAGGUCAAAUUCUAGCUCUUCUCUUGAUGGUGUCGAAAGUGUUCGCGGCCCAGCGCUUGUUCGUUCAGGAAGUUGCUUCUCUUCUCUGUCUAGGAAUAUGAAUGACAUGGUUGUGUGA